Messenger RNA from Melanotaenia boesemani (Boeseman's rainbowfish), 3669 nucleotides. RefSeq names its product zinc finger protein 644b (gene znf644b). The coding region runs from base 1378 to 3285 and encodes 635 amino acids. NCBI's taxonomy places the organism in Eukaryota, Metazoa, Chordata, Actinopteri, Atheriniformes, Melanotaeniidae. Gene Ontology annotation, biological process: regulation of transcription by RNA polymerase II. The record is from RefSeq and is a predicted model, not a curated record. Gene Ontology annotation, cellular component: nucleus. Gene Ontology annotation, molecular function: RNA polymerase II cis-regulatory region sequence-specific DNA binding; DNA-binding transcription factor activity, RNA polymerase II-specific. The transcript has 7 exons.
UCCUGCCGUGAACACCCCCUCCUCUGGACCACAGCCUAACCUGCGACAGUUUACUGGGAAAUGGCGACAGUGAAUCCGGGGAAGAGGCGACAGGCUCUCAGAGACAGCGGACAAAGUUGCGGGCACGUGUGAGGUAUGACUGCGAGCUUGUGGGGUCAGCUGUCUCUUUGUGUUAGCCCCACGAUGGACCGGUGACCUGCACUGGGCAUCAACGCAGUGACAUCUGAGGUGUUUCUUUCUGAUAAUAAGGCAGGAUCAGGACCCCCUCUCAGACUGAGUCUUGCUACUGUGAUCUAAAGCCAAAUGCACAGGAGGACAAAGACGUGGAAUCUGUGUCUGACAGCCCUGGUCGUACUCAGGAGCCAUUACAGAGUCACACAUUCUCCCUGAAGAACAAUGCUGCAGGUCUGUCCUCAGAUGAACACGAAAACCCUUUAAAUGGAACCCAGCCGAAUCCAUUUGUAUACAGCAGUGUCCCUGCUGUUCCCCACACAGGCAAUUCAUUGCCUUCAGGAGCACUUGUUAAUGGACCUGGUUCACACCCUACCUCAGAGGUACACUGUGUCCUGAACAAAGGCACUGUUUUAUCCAACAGUGUCCUGGAUGCCACGUGGCAAGCGGAGAAGGACACGAGCCCCGAGGUGUUACCACCACCCAGUGAGCUUCAAUCAGACGCUUGGAAGAACACAGCAGGGCCCGUCGUAAAAACACUGGCCACACAGCCAGGUGUCAACGCGCCGCUGUCUCACUCGGAGGAAAAUGAGUCUAAACUGGCCUAUUCCACGCUGUCAGGUGACAGUGCGGAGCAAAUGCACAUUAGCCAACCUUUGGCAAAACAGACAAUAAAAACAAGAUCUCCACGGGACGUAGAAUGGCCAGGAAGCGCUGUGGAUGUUUAUGAUAAUACUCAAGUAAUCAGAUGGGAAUCAGCAAGAGGGAGCCUUUUGCACAAUGACAUAAGGCUGGAGACCAAAGUGAUGCACUAAAGAGACAAGAAGCUCAAUGCAUAUACACGGAGCAUCUCAGGCUGUCUAGAAAAGGUUAUCAGCAGCUUCAGACAUUUCUGCAGUGGUAACAAUGUUGAAAAUGUUGACACAGGCAACAAAGAUGAAUCUUUUGGUACACAAUCUGAUAUUAAAUAUUUAGUAGAGCCAUUCAAAGACCUUUCCAGGAACAUAGCUUUAGACUCUGAGCACCAUAUUUAUAGCACAGCACAGGAAGGCUGUAAUGAGGAAAAUGACCCUGAAGAUGAAAACAUUGUUAGUCCAAAAGUGGAACAGUUGAAGUGAGAGCAACUUGAGCAAGAUCCACUUUUCUUUCCAUGUGCAAAAUGCAAAGUUAAUUUCAAGGAAAAAAAAAGGAAAUUUCCAUAGACAUAUGAUGUAUCAUUUAGGCAAGCAUAAUCAGGUGAAGAGUGAAGAUGUUUCACAGGCCUUUAUAUGCAGGGAGUGUGGGCGGUUGUUCUGUGAUAGCGACUCCCUCAUGAAGCACAUCAUUAUUCACCAAGACAGGCUGGAAGAACAUAGGAAAGAAAUCGGAGACGGUGGCUUUGAAGACAGGGCCACCACAGCGCAGUGCCCUCGGUGCAUAUUUGGCUGUAACUGCCUGAGAGUUUCUGUCCGGCGCGCGAAAACGCAGGAGAAUCUGAAGCACUAUUACAUCUGUGAGGAGUGUAACUACAUUACACUGACUCAGCAGGCACUGGAAGCACACUUACAUGCCGCACACCAGCCUCGGUACAGGAGAAUGAGUCAUACUGAAGAUUCAGAGGCAGCCGACCAUGUUCACUUUCAGUGUAAAUUGGAUUUUUUCAGUUACAGAGACAAAGAAGUGUCAGAAACUCCUUCUGAGAUCGAGCACCGACAGUCAAGCUGUGGUGAUUAUAAGAAGUUUGUUUAUCAGUCUUCUAAUUUAAAGGAGAGAGCCCAUUUACCCCACGGUUCAUUAAAACACGGGGACAUUUACAAUCAUAAGUCCAAAGAAAAAAACUUUGAUCAUCAUGCCCAGUUGAAAUGCAUUGGCAGCCGCACCAAACCCAAACUUUUUCCAUCUCAGUGGAGAAUCGACAAGCAUAAAUGUUUACUGGUACCAGUAGAACAAACAGAUGCAGCAACUGAGCUCACCUGUGUGAAAGAAGAUGAUGAAAACAAUGACUGCAAGGCUCUUGGCAGCUCAAAACACACAAACGGUCUCACAGCUCCUCAUGUUUUACCAUCAGCCAGUAAACUUAAAUCAGACCAGAAGUUUAGACAGGAAAGCAAGAACGGCCCACGGAGCGGGCGCUUACAAGCACAAGAAGACCGGAAUUCUCCAUCAGUGAGAAAAAAGUCAACACCUUUGCAUAAAACUACUGAAAAUGUGGAUUGUGAUAUAUUGCCAAGCCUUAGCUGGGGGCUGAGGAAACACUGUGCAGAUAGAGGGUCAGAGGAAGGCUGCGAGGGCCGCCAUGACACCAGCAAAGCCACAGGCAGAUUCUUGGAAUGCCGCGACAAUGAAAGGAACCCGUAUGCUCGGAGAUAUUUCAGAAACCAAAGCUCCCACCCACUCAGGGAUGAAGAUGAUGGCGAGGAAGACUGUAGCGACAUAGAACAGCUGAUAAUAAAGGAGGAGCAUAUCGAAACUGCAGUGUGCAAUGAGUCUGCUGAACUUCCUGGCUCAUUCUCCGCUGGUAGCUUUGAUUCUUUCCCCACAUCACAGGCAGAAAACAAGCCCUGUCCAUACUGCCCUGCCAUGUUUGAGUCUGGAGUGAGUCUGUCCAAUCAUGUGCGAGGACACCUUCACAGAGUUGGCCUGAGCUAUAAUGCUCGCCACAUGGUUUCACCCGAGCAAGUGGUGUUACGGGAACGUCAGUCACAAAUCCACAGAAGGAUUCCCACUGGCUCAAGGAAAAUGAGAAGAGGGCAAUGCGAUUCAGAAAAUGUUGAUAUUCAGUGUAAGAACACUCCUGCCGCCACACUUCCUUGUCGUAUGCAAGCAUCUGCUCACAGGAGGAGGACGGGUAUUUCUGGAGAACCAGGUUUGGAUUAUAAGCUGAAGAAACCAAGACCUGGGCUAAAACAGAAGAUUUUUACCUCCUUGGAUACCAGGACAUACACAUUCACCUGCAGAUUCUGUGACCUAGUCUUCUGUGGGCCCUUAUCAGUCCAGGAGGAAUGGAUCAAGCAUUUGCAGAGGCAUCUUCUGCAGACCAGCAUGCCCCACUCAGGGAUGAGGAUGGUAGAAGUUUUGGGCCUUCAUCCCAAUAUAAAAACAAACAUGUACAGUGAGCUCAUGGGAACCGAGUAGUUUUAGCCAAGCAGGACCUCCCACUGCCUCCUGAUUUGGUGCCGUAUUUCUAUUAUUAUAUCAUCCUUGUAGACGUUUAUAGGUGUAAAAUAGUUAACUAAGCUACUUUACCAUAACGUACAGUAUAUUAUUAAUGCCUCGUAUUCGUAAAAAUGAAUUACAGAAUAUUUUAAUGCUCCAUUUUGCCUUCUUGUAAUUAAUACAGGUUAUUUGGCAGCAUGACAAACGCACUCGUGUGGAAGCUGAUCAGAUGCAGACCUGCCAAUGAUUUAUUAAUAACAACUUAUAAACUUUUCCAGCAUAGAACAAACGUGGAACAUGUUUAAUAUCUGACUUCAUAAGUAGGUUUUCACCUUGGCAGGAAAGUUUUGAGGAAAUACAAAC